GUACGUUCAGAAUACUCAUCAAGCACAAUGACACACCCCGAAGGAGGUCUCGCCGCUAACAUCGUCGUCCUAGGCAGCUUCUGUUCCAUCACCGGCGGCCUAGGGCUAAUGAACAGCAUCGGCAUCUACCAAGCCUACAUCAGCACGCACCAACUCUCCUCCCUCUCACACUCCGAAAUCAGCUGGAUCUUCGGUGUCUACAACUUCCUCAUCUUCUUCGGCGGCUUGCAAAUCGGGCCUAUCUUCGAUGCCAAAGGGCCUCGUGCCCUCAUGUGGAUAGGCUCAGCGUUGCUUGUUAUUAUGUUUAUAGCCCUGGGAUUCUGCGAGAAGUACUGGCACUUCUUUGUCGUGCUGGGAGUCCUCGGUGGUAUCGGGACAUCGUUCAUCUUCAUUGUCCCAGUUGCCAGUAUCGGACAUUUCUUCCUUCGACGUCGCGGCGCAGCUACAGGCCUAGCCAUGGCUGGUGGUAGUAUCGGUGGAGUAAUCUUCCCAAUUAUGCUAGAGAAACUAGCACCAAAAAUAGGAUUUGCCUGGACCACCCGAGCCAUCGGGCUAGUGACCUUGGUGCUCCUAUUCAUCGGUUGUCUCCUCGUUCGUGGUCGGGAACCCGAGCCCUCACCGUCUCCCGAAUCCCUUCCCGAGAAACCUAAAUCCAAACACGAAUCCAUUAAAUCCCUCCUCCCGGACCUUACGAUCCUUGCCAACCCGCUACUUUCCCUGACAACCGCCGGCGUCUUCCUGAUCGAAUGGGGUUUCUUCAUUCCCCUCGAGUACAUAACCUCGUACGCGCUCUAUCACUCCGUAUCCCCCGAUCUCGCAUACUUAAUGGUCGUCUUCUUCAAUGCGGGUUCCUUUCCCGGUCGCUGGAUCCCAGGUAUCCUCGCUGAUAAAGUCGGGCGGUAUAACAUGCUGAUCUAUACCAAUCUGCUGGCGCUGGUCGCGGUGUUGGGGAUCUGGAUGCCGGCGCAGGGGAAUGUGGCUGCGACGAUAGUGUUUGCGGUGGUGUUUGGUUUUGCAAGUGGGAGUAAUAUCAGUCUUGUGCCGGUUUGUGUGGGCGAGUUGUGUCCGACAGAGGCGUAUGGGAGGUAUUAUACAACUGUUUAUACGAUUGUCAGCUUAGGGGCUUUGACUGGAGUUCCAAUUGCUGGAGAGAUUAUCCAAAGGACGAACGGGGAAUACUGGGGAUUGAUUGCAUUUGCUGGAUGCUCUUAUGCAGCUGGACUAAUGUGCUUUUUCGCCGUUAAACUCCUACAAUGGAGGAGUGUACGUAACGAUUCAACCUGAUGUAUGUACAUAUAUUAUAGCUUAAAAAAAAAUGUAAUGAUUCACGACAACUUGACAUCCCUCGGACUGGGCCUAUAAAAGUAAUAAUUAACACAUGGAACUCUCAUUCC
This is a messenger RNA of Aspergillus glaucus CBS 516.65, 1394 nucleotides long. RefSeq lists its product as uncharacterized. The record is from RefSeq and is a predicted model, not a curated record. Gene Ontology annotation, biological process: transmembrane transport. Gene Ontology annotation, cellular component: fungal-type vacuole membrane. NCBI's taxonomy places the organism in Eukaryota, Fungi, Ascomycota, Eurotiomycetes, Eurotiales, Aspergillaceae. The coding region runs from base 28 to 1284 and encodes 418 amino acids. Gene Ontology annotation, molecular function: transmembrane transporter activity. The transcript has 2 exons.